This is a messenger RNA of Micromonas pusilla CCMP1545, 357 nucleotides long. RefSeq lists its product as uncharacterized. The annotation marks the transcript as partial. NCBI's taxonomy places the organism in Eukaryota, Viridiplantae, Chlorophyta, Mamiellophyceae, Mamiellales, Mamiellaceae. The record is from RefSeq and is a predicted model, not a curated record. Gene Ontology annotation, biological process: phosphorelay signal transduction system. The transcript has a single exon.
AAGAUUCUCGUCGUCGACGAUAACAGGCUCAACCGCGAGGUCAUGACUCGGCUUCUCCGGAGCUGCGGGUUCGCGAACGUCCACCUCGCCGAGGGGGGCGCGGAGGCGAUCGAGCUGUGCCGACACGACGGGAAAGGCGAUUUCGACAUCGUGUUGAUGGACGUGCACAUGCCGGAGAUGGACGGGUUCAAGGCGUCGAUGUUGAUCCAUCGAGACGCGGACGAGAGAGGUGAGCGUCGGCCGCGGACGGUGAUCAUCACCGCGGACGCGACGGAUGAGGUGAAGGCGUCGUGCGGUGACGCGGGAUUGGAGUUUUUAACGAAGCCCGUGCAGAGGGAGGAUCUCAGGAGUGUGCUG